GUACUCCUCCGCCCACACUCACCCUCACCCUCACCAUUAUCUUGAGAGCAUUACGCCGCUCCUCGAGGGUCGCAUUUUCUUCCCGAACCCAGUCCAUUGGCACACUUCUGGCGAAAUCCGGAAUACACCAUGCCGCCCGCUCUCUCUGACGAGGAAAACGACGUUUCGUCCGGCGAAGAAGAGAUUCCCUACCGCACCAAGGAUGCUCCUACCGAUGCAGCGCAGCAGGAAAAUGACGAAGAUGAAGAAGAGGGCGAAGAGGACGAAGAGGGCGAAGAGGACGAAGAGGACGAAUAUGUAGUAGAGAAGAUCGUGGGCCACAAGAUUCAGAAAGGCGUGGUGCUAUACGACGUAAAAUGGCAGGGUUAUGAUGACCCGAAAGACAGGACUUGGGAGCCAGAAGCGAAUCUCGAGGGUGCGGCGGACGUACUCAAUGAGUACUGGGAGGAGAUCGGCGGGCGACCUGAUAUAGGGAAGGGAAAGAAGAGAAAGGGCCGCAAAUCCGGAGCUGAAGAAGCCGAGACCGCUACGCCCACAUCCACCUCGAAACGCCUGAAGAAAGAAACGGAAUGGUCCCCACCCCCCGGUUCCUGGGAGAAUGACGUUGACUUCAUCGAUACGGUUAUUCAGAAUGAGGACACCAAGACAGGACAGACAGAGCGCUUUGCACUUCUCACCUGGCGGAACGGCAAGAAAACCCAACAUCCACUUCGCCAAGUGUAUCAGAAGUGCCCACAGAAAAUGCUGGAGUACUACGAGAGCCAUCUCGUGUUCACUGUGGGAGAUGAGACUAAUGGGGACGAGCUCAAAAAGGACGUCUGAAGUCUUCCGUGGUGCCGUGUCCUGAGCCAUGGCAGAGAAUUAACCUCCGUGAAACAUGACUCUAGAUCCUUUUUGGAGCUCCCGAAUCGGCGGGGGUUCCGGUACCAAGUGAUUGGCACUUUAACUGCUCGUCUAUCUUGCGCUUUUUCAUCUUCUUCUGCCUACGACAAUCCUGGUGACCGUUUGAGCAAAAGGCGUCUCAUGGGCAGCUUUUAUGGAUACAAAGCUUAGUUGGUGGCGUACGUCCUCGGCUGUCAUGAGGAUCACAUUUCGGAUUUGUAUUGUAGUGGCUCAGUCGGCGGUCUGGUCAAUGUAUUCCGAAUUACUGAGUUGCAAUGGUGUAAUCUGGUACUGAACAAACUUGGUCACUAGGUAGCCAUUUGAGUUCUCAACCACUCGAACUCAAC
This is a messenger RNA of Westerdykella ornata, 1229 nucleotides long. RefSeq lists its product as uncharacterized. Bases 130 to 822 code for a protein of 230 amino acids. Gene Ontology annotation, cellular component: nucleus; pericentric heterochromatin. NCBI's taxonomy places the organism in Eukaryota, Fungi, Ascomycota, Dothideomycetes, Pleosporales, Sporormiaceae. The transcript is spliced from 6 exons. Gene Ontology annotation, biological process: chromatin organization; negative regulation of transcription by RNA polymerase II. The record is from RefSeq and is a predicted model, not a curated record. Gene Ontology annotation, molecular function: chromatin binding.